UUUCCCGCUACUCGCUGCUCUUCCGACUCACCCGCGGACUCCUCUAUCCCGAAGCAGCCCCGGCCGGCGUGCACAAGCCCGCCAGCACACAGGCCUGUCCGCCCCAUCCUAGAGCCCAGGCUCUGCUCCCCGCAGCCUUCGCCCUUCAAGCCAGCCCCAGCCCGGGGGGGCAUCAAGAUGAAGGCUGCCCGCUUCGUGAUGCGCAGCGCCGGCUCGCUGAGCGGCGCCAGCCUAGUGCCCCGCGAGGUAGAGCAUUUUUCGCGCUACAGCCCGUCCCCGCUGUCUAUGAAGCAGCUGCUGGACUUCGGUUCAGAAAAUGCAUGUGAAAGAACAUCUUUUACAUUUUUGCGGCAAGAAUUGCCAGUGAGGCUAGCCAAUAUCCUGAAGGAAAUUGAUAUUCUCCCAGAUCCAUUAGUAAACACCUCUUCAGUGCAAUUAGUUAAAAGCUGGUACAUCCAGAGCCUGAUGGAUUUGGUGGAAUUCCAUGAGAGAAGCCCAGAGGACCAGAAAGCAUUAUCAGAUUUUGUAGAUACUCUCAUCAAAGUUCGAAAUAGACACCACAAUGUAGUUCCUACAAUGGCACAAGGAAUCAUAGAGUAUAAAGAUGCCUGUACAGUGGAUCCAGUCACCAAUCAAAAUCUUCAGUAUUUCCUGGAUCGAUUUUACAUGAACCGUAUUUCUACCCGGAUGCUGAUGAACCAGCACAUUCUUAUAUUUAGUGACUCCCAGACAGGAAACCCAAGCCACAUUGGAAGCAUUGAUCCAAAAUGUGAUGUGGUAGCAGUGGUCGAAGAUGCCUUUGAGUGUUCAAAGAUGCUUUGUGAUCAGUAUUAUUUAACAUCUCCAGAAUUAAAGCUCACACAAGUGAAUGGAAAAUUUCCAAACCAGCCAAUUCAUAUUGUUUACGUUCCUUCUCACCUUCAUCAUAUGCUUUUUGAACUAUUCAAGAAUGCUAUGAGGGCAACAGUUGAGCACCAGGAAAACUGGCCUUCCCUUACACCGAUUGAAGUGAUUGUUGUCUUGGGGAAAGAAGAUCUGACAAUUAAGAUUUCAGACAGAGGAGGUGGGGUUCCCCUGAAGAUCACUGACCGUCUUUUCAGCUACACGUACUCCACGGCACCAACACCUGUGAUGGAUAAUUCCCGAAACGCUCCCUUGGCCGGUUUUGGUUAUGGCUUGCCAAUUUCUCGUCUCUACGCCAAGUACUUUCACGGAGAUCUGAAUCUCUACUCUUUGUCAGGAUAUGGAACAGAUGCUAUAAUCUACUUAAAGGCUUUAUCUACGGAGUCUGUAGAAAAACUCCCAGUCUUUAACAAGUCAGCCUUCAAACAUUACCAGAUGAGCAUUGAAGCUGAUGACUGGUGUAUCCCAAGCAAGGAACCAAAGAACCUGGCAAAGGAAAAAGUGGCUCUGUGAAGCGGGACACCCAGGACACUUCAAGGGAUCAAAGUGGGUCUGUACCAGGGCUGCUUCCUGAAUGUUUGGGUGUGAACUCGUUUCCUCAAAAACAAACAACAGCCACAAAAACUCCUUGGUCAGGACACUGGUGCAAAGAAGAGCAGAGCUCACAUCUGUGAUUGAGGAGAGCACAGUCAGCGCAGGACUACGGAGUGAACAGACCGCCAGAUGGUUAUUUUUAACCUAGAAUAACUCUUGAGCUUAUAUCAAAUCCUGAAGAAGAAAUAAGCCUCAGUUUUCCAUCUCUUUAUGGCCAAGAAUGGAAAAGAGAGCCAAGUGAAGAUACGAGCCAGCAGUCUCACUAGACUGAUAUUUCAGGCCUCUGGUUGAUGUCAUAAGAUAUUGGUGUUCAUUAAAUAUCAAGUGUCAGUAUAUUAGUAUUUUCCUCCCAUUUGAAGGAUUAGCAUUUAGUUUAUACUCUAUGAUUAUAAAUGUAUGUAAAUGUACAUUUCAUAUAUAUCUGCGAUCUACAGAGGAAGAGCUGGUGAUAAAGUAUGUGCUGGUGUACAAAAUAACAUUCACUUUGAAUGAGGAGGAAUGAGUAACUCCAUUAUACUUAAUUCAAAGUUGCAGCCAAGACAGUGGACCUAUGUGAAAACUCAGAAGAAAACCUUUUCUGAUAAAUAUAGCACCUUUGUUAUGCUGCUUUUCCCGUUCAUACUUCACAUAAUAAAUGAACACUUAUUGCCAGGUGCCUACCUAGUCUUGGGUGAAUUUUAAGAUAUGCACUGAACUCAGGAUGUUGGCAGUUGAAGGAAGAGAAUUGCCAAAAUAACAGCAAAAAAAUCUCUCACCUUGCUUUGUUUAUAAAUGAAAUAUUAGAUUGGAAUAGCCAGUGUUAGGGAAAGAAAGCAUACUUUCAGAACCAGCUCAGUAGGAAGAGUUGUUCUCUACCCUGCAGUGGUGGUAAUCCAAAAGCAUCCAUGUUCUAGGCCUAAAAAGAUAUAUUUUUGUUAUAUUAUAUUCUCUACACUCCCACAUUAACAUGUCUGUAAAAGAAAUUCCUAAUUAUCAAAUGGUCAAAACAUUAGAAUUCAAGUACUUCUUGGAAUAUUUUUUAACAAAUAGCUUGGAAAAGAUUUUCGUGCUAGGAUGUUUUCAUUUGUGAAUAACUGAAUUGAGAGCUAAUGUAUGAAACCUAUAAUGCAUAUGAAACUUUUGGGGAGUUAGAGUAUAUGAAGGUUGACAGGUCAGUCUAGCACAUUAAUUUUAGAAAAGGAAUGAAAAAACAGAAGAAAGGAAGGGAAGAAGAAGGAGGCAAGAAAGGAAGGAAGGGAGGGAGGGACAGAGUAAAACAGAAGGUAGGCAUCUUGCUAUAUUCCUCACAAAAUUAGUUUGAGAAAUGAUUCAUAUUUUCGUGGACAAAUGAUUGACAAGAGGAUGAAGUGGUCUUUUUCAAAAGAGUGUAUCUUCCUUAAAUGGUUCUCAUUCUUGCAAGAUAACAGGCUUUUAUGAGACAAUAACUUAUCUGUGUCGAAUUGAUGUUUAAAUUGGGAUAUAGAAAACACUAGAGUUUUCCAUAUUGUAAAAUAAUCAGUACUGUCUACAUGAUGAAUUUUACAUGUGCGUUUAAUUUUGUCGUGGCCUAAUGUACUUGUGGUAGUAGCCAUAGAAGCCCCUAACUGUUUGUGUGCAUUUCAGAUUUUAUCAUCAGGGGUCCUAGAUAGUGACUUUUCUUGAUGGGACUCUGGCUCGUGCAUUUAUUGAGCAUAAAACUAAUUGCAAUAGGCUAUUUGGCAUUUCAUUUUUGACUGAAAUUUAAAAAAAUUUUGCAUGUAAUUAUGUAUUUACCAAAGAUUUAAAGCAACUGAUUAAUUAAUUAACCCAAACACUGUGAACUAUCUUUAAAAUUAUAAAGAAAUGUUGGUAUCUCAAUAACAUCAGCCUUGUAAAUGGAGUUCUAUGAAAUAGAAAUAGUCUACAUUGGUACUUGGGAAAUCUGUGGAGGCACUUUAGGAUUCUAGUGGAUGGAUAAUGAAUAUUUAGGUCCACUGAAAUUAUUGAUGUAUAUAUUGUGUUUUCUUCUAGGCUCUGUACAGAGAAAUGUGAUAAUUUUUAUAAUAAAUAUUUUGUAUUAUAAUAGUA
Manis pentadactyla (Chinese pangolin) is the source of this 3543-nucleotide messenger RNA. It is a transcript of the gene PDK4, whose product is annotated as pyruvate dehydrogenase kinase 4. The coding region runs from base 178 to 1416 and encodes 412 amino acids. The record is from RefSeq and is a predicted model, not a curated record. Gene Ontology annotation, molecular function: pyruvate dehydrogenase (acetyl-transferring) kinase activity. Gene Ontology annotation, biological process: regulation of glucose metabolic process; protein phosphorylation. Gene Ontology annotation, cellular component: mitochondrion. Lineage: Eukaryota; Metazoa; Chordata; Mammalia; Pholidota; Manidae. The transcript has 11 exons.